This is a messenger RNA of Capsicum annuum, 830 nucleotides long. Its product is annotated as ethylene-responsive transcription factor 13. Lineage: Eukaryota; Viridiplantae; Streptophyta; Magnoliopsida; Solanales; Solanaceae. The transcript has a single exon. The record is from RefSeq and is a predicted model, not a curated record. Gene Ontology annotation, biological process: regulation of DNA-templated transcription; ethylene-activated signaling pathway. Gene Ontology annotation, molecular function: DNA-binding transcription factor activity; DNA binding. Bases 93 to 683 code for a protein of 196 amino acids.
AUAAAGUGCAAAAUGCAACCUUAUCAUUCAUUCAGACACUUCACAAGUACUUGAGCUAAGAAAUUCCUCACUUAAGAUUCAAAAAAAGAGAAAUGUACCAACAAACAACAACAACCAUCUCAGAUUCUGAUCUUUCCAUCCUUGAAAACAUCAAAUUUCAUCUUGUUAAUGAUUCCGAUUUUUCUCAGAUCCUUUCAAUGUUCGAUCCAAUAAUUAGUAAUGUUGAUACUAUUAAUAGCCCGAAUUCGAGUUUCGGUAGCUCUCAAUCAGCAGUAGAAAUGAGCUGGGGAGAUAUGGUAACUAAUAUUGAUAGUACGUGGGAACAAGUCGAUAAAUUGGAGCACGAGGAGGUAGCAAAAGAGGAGCCUAUAGUGGCACGUGGUGUGCACGCGCCUGUUGAUUGGAACAGGUAUAGGGGUGUCAGGCGUAGGCCGUGGGGUACGUUCGCGGCAGAGAUAAGAAACCCCGAUAGAAAAGGCGCUAGGCUUUGGCUAGGAACUUACGAGACACCUGAAGAUGCUGCAUUGGCUUAUGAUCAAGCCGCUUAUAAGAUUCGUGGCUCAAAGGCUCGACUCAAUUUUCCUCACCUGAUCGGCUCGGAUGUAUAUGAGCCGGUUAGAGUGACUCCGCGAAAGCGUUGCCACUCGUCAGAGUCAUCAUCGAUAGAAAAUGCCCCCUUAUAGAAGAGAAAAUUAUGACAGUUGAAAAUUAAAUUAGGGGCAACGUUUGUAUUAGUAGUCAUAAGGAUGUAUUGUUAGUUUAAGUUGUUGUGAAGUUGGUUUCUCUGUUCUAAUUAUAAUGGGAAAGGUUGAAUUAGGGUCUGGUGUUCA